Truncatella angustata is the source of this 1269-nucleotide messenger RNA. RefSeq lists its product as uncharacterized. The transcript has a single exon. Gene Ontology annotation, cellular component: mitochondrial matrix. Bases 1 to 1269 code for a protein of 422 amino acids. NCBI's taxonomy places the organism in Eukaryota, Fungi, Ascomycota, Sordariomycetes, Amphisphaeriales, Sporocadaceae. Gene Ontology annotation, molecular function: protein binding. The record is from RefSeq and is a predicted model, not a curated record.
AUGAAGGCCUUCUCAGCGCCGACAAUUCGGGCAGUCACCCGAAGGCGCGUGGCUAAAUUACCCUUCGUGAGGGAUACCAGGCUUCCCAGGUCGCGAUGCCUGGCGACACAAGCCGGUGAAGCCGGUAAUCUUAACUCACCACCAGCGAUCGGAUUCGCUCCUUUAACAGACCGAAAGCUCAUUGCCAUCGCCGGUGUCGACGCGACCAAAUUUCUCCAAGGUCUCAUCACAGCCUCGAUUUAUAAGCCUGGCGCUCCAUCUCCCGAAGAGCCACGAGACGAGGGCUUCUACACCGCGUUCCUAACGGCGCAGGGCCGAGUCUUACACGACGUCUUUAUACACCCUAAUCCGCAAUUACACGGUAUUGCCGAGGCGCAGAGGAAAGGGCUUGUACCAGAGCACUCAUUCUUGAUCGAGGUGGCCGACAGCCAGGUCAACGCGCUUUACACUCUGAUACGAAGGUACAAACUGAGAAGCAAAUUUACACACAACAAAGUAAACCAGGAGGAUCUUGUUGUAUACUCUUAUUGGAACGAGACCCUGUCGGAUCCGCCAGGUACACCAGAGGGUUUAGCGAGCUAUGGGAAGGAGGCACAUAUAACCCGGGACUCGCGCGCACCAGAUCUCGGCUGGCGCGUACUAGCAACCGGACAACAAGAGCUCAGGGCAGAUGCGGAGGAGUGUGGUCUCAGCACUUAUAAAGUCCGACGGAUGCUUCGCGGUGUGCCGGAAGGUCCUGACGAAAUCGUACCAGACAAAACGCUCCCGCUUGAUGCGAAUAUAGACUUAAUGGGUGGUAUUGACUUCAGGAAAGGGUGUUACGUUGGUCAAGAGCUCACAAUUCGGACUAAGCAUCGCGGUGUAGUACGGAAGCGUAUCUUGCCGUGUAUGAUCUAUGGGGAGGACGAACAAAUACCGCAGGAACUCGUUUACAGGUCUAUCCCCGGAGAUGGCAUAGUGGCAGCAAAUGUGCCGACCAAAACGGAGAUAGGUCUGGUGGGAGGAAAUAAAACCCGAAGAACCGCCAACUGGAUCGCGGGCAUUGGAAAUAUUGGGUUGGCUAUGUGUCGACUUCAGCCAAUGACAGAUAUCGAAUUGCCUGGCGAGAGCGCUGACGCCCCAUCACCUUAUGACCCGAGCCAGGAAUUCAUGCUGAAGUUGGGUCCGUCCUCAGAAGGAAGCGCUGGCAAAAUCCUCAAGGUCAGGCCCUUCGUACCGGAUUGGAUGCGGGAGAGGCUGGCCCAGAGUGUCAACCACAAUCGGACAUAA